Messenger RNA from Vanessa tameamea, 2895 nucleotides. RefSeq names its product DNA repair endonuclease XPF (gene mei-9). The record is from RefSeq and is a predicted model, not a curated record. Gene Ontology annotation, biological process: resolution of meiotic recombination intermediates; nucleotide-excision repair involved in interstrand cross-link repair; double-strand break repair via homologous recombination. The coding region runs from base 139 to 2787 and encodes 882 amino acids. Gene Ontology annotation, molecular function: single-stranded DNA endonuclease activity; damaged DNA binding; single-stranded DNA binding. The transcript has 15 exons. Lineage: Eukaryota; Metazoa; Arthropoda; Insecta; Lepidoptera; Nymphalidae. Gene Ontology annotation, cellular component: nucleotide-excision repair factor 1 complex.
CAUUAUAACACCGGGCGUCGGUCACAUUAACUUUAAAUUUUUACGCAAUAUACAUACUUAGAUAAUAUAUAUCUUAUAAAAUAAUAAUUAAACACAGGCAGUGCCAUUUUUUAUUAGAGAUUGAACUGUAAUAUAAAAAUGGAGAGCAAUGAACAAAGUGAUGUAGAACAAAAUAUAGAAACGAAAUACCCUCUGCUUCCUUAUGAAAAACAAAUCCUUAUUGAUAUGUUUGAAAAGGACGCACUUUUAAUAAUUGCAAAAGGACUCACUUAUAAUGACAUUGUCGCAAACUUGUUAUGGAUACAUAAUGAUCCAGCAAAUUUAGUUUUAGUGAUAAAUAGUAGUGAGUAUGAGGAAAAAUACUUUUCUGAAAAAUUUAAUUUAACAGUUUUACCUACAAAUGGGAAUGAGAGAGAAAAAACAUACUUGGAAGGUGGUAUAUAUUUCGUGUCAACAAGAAUUCUUGUUGUUGAUUUGUUGAAAAAUCGUGUUCCAGUUUCCAAUAUUACUGGUAUAGUUGUAUUAAGAGCUCACACUGUACUUGAAUCAUGUCAGGAGGCUUUUGUUUUAAGACUUUAUCGGCAAAAAAAUAAGACUGGAUUUGUGAAGGCAUUUUCAAAUUCACCAAUUUCAUUUACUUUUGGAUAUCAUCAGGUUGAGAAAGUUAUGAGAGCUCUCUUUGUAACUGAACUGUAUUUGUGGCCAAGAUUCCACAGUACCGUGAUAAAAAGUCUUAAGAGUAGGCAGGCAGAAGUUAUAGAAUUACAUGUUUCACUGACCACAAACAUGGGUCUCAUCCAAACUUGUUUGCUAGAUAUCAUGAACUACACAGUUAAGCAAUUGAAAAGUAUUAACCGAACCCUGGACAUGCAAGAAAUAACAACCGAAAAUUGUAUCACUAAGAAAUUCCAUAAAAUUCUUCAAUCACAAUUAGAUUGCGUGUGGCAUCAACUCAGCACAAGGACAAAGGAAUACAUACAAGAUUUGAAGGUUUUAAGGACAAUGAUCAUAAACUUAAUACACGACGAUUCAGUGUCGUUUUAUGCAUUGGUAAGCAAAUAUAGGACACCCGAAUAUGCUAAAGUCAAUUCUGGAUGGAUACUCCUUGACUCAGCAGAACAGCUGUUUAGGCUGGCCAAAGCGAGGGUGUACAACAAUAAUAAUGAAUUCAACCCUGAAUCAUCACCAAAGUGGAAAUGCCUGAGUGAAUUGUUAACAGAUGAGAUACCCAGAGAAGUUAAAAAAAAGAACAAUGAUUCAUUAUCUAAAACAAAAAUACUCAUACUCUGCCAAGACAAUAAGUCCUGUUACCAGCUAAAUAAUUUCCUCACCAUGGGCGAAAGUAAAUACCUCUUCUAUACCGCGUUCCGGAGAGAUUUAACAAUAACUUCGAUGGCUGCUAAAUAUAAGAAAAUAAAUAACAAAUCACAUAUGAAUACUGAAAAUAAAGAUAAAGAAAUAAAAAAUGAGUUAGACGAAGAAGAAGCCAAUGCAGAUGAAAUGAACAAGUCCAACUAUGUCCUGACUCUCACUCAAACGGCAACAAAAAACAAUUCGGACUCGAAAGCAGCUAAUGAGAGUGUAUUUGAACCUCUGUCCCGGGUAGAGAACUUGGAUUUAACGCAACUAGAAACAGAUAAGCCAAUAAUCUGCAUUCAGACGUUUAAGCAAAACGGGAACUACAUGUCGCUCGGGCAAACCCUAGAGAGCCUGCGGCCCGAGUACGUGGUGCUGUUCCACAGCGACGUGGCCGCCGUCCGCCAGCUCGAGCGCCACGAGUGCCGCAAGCCGCCCCGCGAGCCGCGCCUCACCGUCUACUUCCUGGUGCACGACCACACCGUCGAGGAGCAGGCCUACCUCACGGCUCUGCGCCGGGAGAAGCAGGCCUUCGAGCUGCUCAUACAGGCCAAAAGUGUAAUGGUUAUACCAUCAUAUCAAGACGGAAAAACUGAUGAAUAUUUUAAUAUGAAUGUGGAAGAAGAAGUCAUUCAGAAGGAUACGAGAAAGGCAGGCGGACAAACUCAAGUCACGAAAGAGAAACCAAUCGUUAUCGUCGAUAUGAGGGAAUUCCGUUCCGACCUUCCAGCCUUACUACAUAAAAACGGAAUCAAUAUUGAACCAGUGACCAUUACGAUAGGAGACUACAUCGUAACGCCAGACAUCUGCGUGGAGAGGAAGUCGAUAUCGGACCUCAUCGGCUCGCUGAACUCCGGCCGGCUGUACGCGCAGUGCACGCACAUGUGCCGCAACUACAGCCGACCCAUCCUGCUCAUUGAGUUCGACCAGAACAAGCCGUUUCAUUUACAGGGGAAUUUUGUCGUUUCAACCGAUUUAUCCGGUGCCGAUAUCCAGCAGAAGCUUCAGCUGCUCACAAUACACUUCCCGAGGUUGAAACUCGUUUGGUCACCGAGUCCUUACGCCACAGCAGAAUUGUUUUAUGAGCUCAAACAAGGUAGAAAAAACCCGAACGUAGAAGAGGCACUGGCUCUGAGCGGAGACAAUACAGCAGACGAUAUGAAUUACGAAAGAUGUAAUAUACGCGUGCACGACUUCGUACAAAAGCUGCCCGGUAUAACCUCGAAGAACAUCACAAGAGUUAUGAAUAGAGGAAUUUCUUUGGAUCACCUGAUAACCUUGACACAGGAACAACUAGCAGAAAUUAUGGAAAACAAAAAUGAAGCCGCAACGUUAUAUUCAAUUUUACACGUUAAACCAAAAACGACAGACACAGACAAAGCGAAACCUUUUGGAAAGAAAAAGUUUGAGAAAUUCAAAAAUUUGAAAUAAAAAUCAUAAUAUUUUUUUAUAAUUAUUUAUUGCUUUUGUACAUACCAUAAUAAUUUUAGAAUGAAAUAAAUGUUGUCGCAAUUAAUAAAUAUAAUUAUGUCAAUUUUA